AUGCCCCUGGAGCAGCCGCGGAAGCUUCUGGAGGAGCAGUGGGAGCUCCCCGCGCGCCUGGUGCUUCAGCGUGUGGGCAAGAGCAGUUUGCUGUUGCGCUUUGCAGAUAAUACGUUCUCAGGUAGCUACAUUACCACAAUUGGAGUUGAUUUUAAAAUACGGACGGUUGAAAUUAAUGGAGAGAAAGUGAAGCUACAGAUCUGGGACACAGCUGGACAGGAGCGCUUCCGGACCAUCACAUCAACGUAUUACAGAGGAACACACGGGGUCAUUGUUGUCUACGAUGUAACCAGUGCAGAAUCUUUUGUGAAUGUGAAACGAUGGUUGCAUGAGAUUAAUCAGAACUGUGACGAUGUCUGCCGGAUACUAGUGGGGAAUAAGAAUGAUGACCCAGAACGAAAAGUGGUAGAGACAGAAGAUGCCUAUAAAUUUGCUGGGCAGAUGGAGAUUCAAUUAUUUGAGACCAGCGCCAAAGAAAAUAUUAAUGUGGAAGAGAUGUUUAAUUGCAUUACAGAGCUAGUUCUGCGAGCAAAGAAAGAAAACCUAGCAAAGCAGCAACAGCAGCAACAGAACGAUGUGGUGAAGCUAACGAAGAACAGUAAACGGAAGAAGCGCUGCUGCUAAUGCCCUUUCCCGGCAGCAGAGACUCUGCUCUCAGACAGAUCAGCCCCUUCAACUAGACUCGGGCAAUUCCACUGGGGCAGGCUUUGGGAGGACUUUCUCAGUUUUGUGCCGUUAUUUAAAGAUUAUUUUUUCUCUGUGUUUUCUAUCAAGAGGCGCUGGCACUUCACCACUUCAGUGCCAAGAAGGUAUCGGAUGGAAUCUUGCCCCCCUCCUCUCCUCCCCUGCUCAUUCCAGCGCGCCUUGUAGACAAGAAAGGACGUUGCCUACCAAGUGGACUAAUUAACCCAAGAGUUUGUACAUAAUGUAUAUUGCUUUAACCAGCCUCGCAUCCCGUCGUCGCUUUUGGCUUAUGCCUUCUUAAUGUCAACCAAUCAUGGACUGCAGAACGCAUCUUUUUACAGAAAUAGUAUCAAGUUCUUCACUCAAGUUUGCCCCAGGCUGGCAGCGACCGCUUCCCGGGGCUUUGGACUUCAUUUCUUUUGGGCUUCAGGCUGGCAACUGGUGCCCCUGGGGCUUCCCUUUGAGCUCCAGGCUUUUGCUGGGUCUCGGGCUUUGUUUUCUAGGUACCAGGAUUGCAGGUGCUGCUGCUGGAGCCUGGGGUUUCACGUCACCAGCCCCUGGGCUGGCAGCUGCUGCUGCUGGGGCCUUCAGUUUCAGUUUGCCACGGUCCAGGUUUGUGGCUGGGUUGUUGGGUUCUGCUACCUUGUGCUGCAACCCAGCUGUACCUGUGCUCUCCUUUAGUUUGUAUCCGGAUAAUGAAAAUUAUACCAACCUGCACAAGUGGGAGUUAUUUGGAUUAAACUUCUUUUUUUCAAAAAACAAAACAAAAUUGACCUCUGGUCCUGCCAAGAUUCUAAGUGAGAGUCCAUUUCUCAUGAGAAUAAGCAAAACGUGAUUCUGCCAAAAAAAAAAAAAAAUUCUUCUCCUUAUUGCCCUGUCCACAAUUAAGAAAUCUGAAUUUGAAUGUGAAUUUUGGUAGCAAAACUUUCAGAGAGAAGGUAUGACAGUGAAAGCAGCUGUUACCGAGUGAUGUCUCAAUGUGAAGGCAGGAUCAUUCCCAGGCUUCUCUUAUUGGGAAGGAGGAUUGCUGUUUAAGGAAAUGGAAAACUUGCUUGCUUGGGUUAUGUGGUGGUGAAGGGUCAUAUAUGGGAGCAAACUCUAGUCUCGUUAUCCCCAACAGCCCUCGUUGUCCUUUUUGGAAAAAACAAGGGCUUGGUUCAUCAGUCCGACUAGGCAUGGUUAAAGGUGGGGAGCGUAUGUGUGUGUAACUAAAAUAUCAACUGUCUGGGUUGAAAAGUACAUGCUCAGCACCUGAAUAAUUAUGAGAAUCACUGGAAAAAAUCUUCUUAAAAGGACUAAGAGAUAUGGAGGAAUGGCUUCCUUGAAGACCUUGAAGACGAACGUACACAGUUCCAGUGUGUAGUCCUUUGGAAUUGGUGGACCUUAGUUUGGUAGGAUGUGUUUCACUGAUGUCUCGGCUUUGAAUCAGUCCACUUCUCCCCCUUUCUUCCCCAGGAGAGGCUAAAUUUUAGUCACUUAUUUUGCCUGCGUGUGUUUUUUUUAAAGAUACUUAUGGGUGUGGUAAAAGCCCCAAGCAAACAAUCACAUCACCAUCAAUCACUUCAAAAAUUAAAAAAAAAAAGGCAAGCAAUGAAUGUGUAGCACAUUUUUAAUCCGUUCAGGUGCUGGGAUUAUGUAUCCAGCUGCCUUCACUCUUUUCUUUCUUCACAUAUCUGUCCGUGGUAACCCAAGAACCCGAGUGAGCUGGGACGGCAUCGCUAGCGUGAGCACUCUUAAUAGCAAGAGAGGAGAGCUCCGCUUCUCCCUGGUGUUGGAUGCGGACACGGGCAGGGAAGGAGCUCGCUCCAUCCUCGGAGCCUUCCUGGUGCAGGGAGCCUGUCCCGUGGCGGCUGCCGCUUCCAGAUUCCGGAGUACCUGAGAUACAUCGGGGUGCUCGUGGCAGCACGUGUGCAGAUGUGGGGAGCGCUAAUGUCACGCAGGCGUAGGGAAAAAUGCCUGAAUUGACUGGAAUGGAUGCAAUAAAAUGAGGAAAUGGUACACCCGGGCCUGGAGUGUCCUCUUAUGUGGAAAGGUUGGUCCUCUUUGAGGUCAGGGCCUUGUGGCCACACUUUGAACUUUGCUCAUGGAGAGGUCUGGCUUCCUGCCUUGAAGUGGGAUAUUUCUGGGUUUUCC
Messenger RNA from Nothoprocta perdicaria, 2817 nucleotides. It is a transcript of the gene RAB35, whose product is annotated as RAB35, member RAS oncogene family. The transcript has 6 exons. The record is from RefSeq and is a predicted model, not a curated record. The coding region runs from base 1 to 624 and encodes 207 amino acids. Gene Ontology annotation, molecular function: GTP binding; GTPase activity. Gene Ontology annotation, biological process: endocytic recycling. Gene Ontology annotation, cellular component: endosome membrane; plasma membrane. NCBI's taxonomy places the organism in Eukaryota, Metazoa, Chordata, Aves, Tinamiformes, Tinamidae.